CCGCCGCGCGUCUGUCUCGCUCUCUCUCUCUCUUUCGCCCUCUCGCGCGAGCGGCGCGUGUGUGCGUGUAUGUGUGAGUGUGUGUUUGCGGUAGCGCGCGCGUAAAGCUCUCGCCACCAGCGCCGCGCCGCAAGAGAGGCCGCUCCGCCGCCGCCGCUGCCGCGGGCGAGGCGUGAAUGGGCCUGGCUGCCCCGGCCGCCCGGCCGCCCCGUUGACAAUUACAAACGAGCUGCCCAGCCCUACGACAGUGAUCCUGCCUUCGAAGCUGCCUAGUGGUACGUCGGUGACUGUGCCUUGGACUCGUGUUGCUGGGCAUUCCAGCGUGCGCCAGCGGCCGGCCGCCUGUCGGUGCAGUGAGCGCCCUUCGCCGCGAGCUCGCCGCGCCGCCGCGCCGCGGCGGUCGCGCCCGUGGGCGCGGGGGAGCGCGGCGCCGGGCAGGGCGCUGAGGCGGGGCCGGGGCGGGAGGGCGCGGAGGCGGACGGCGGCGUGCGGCGGCGCGGCGGCUCAGGCGGCGUGCGGCGGCGCGCUCGGGGUAGAACGAGUACGCGCCGCCGCCGCCCUCGCCACCCAGCAGCCCCCGUACGCGCCCCGCAGCGCCCACGCCGCAGCCACGGCCGCCCCGCCGCCCCCCGCCGACUGCGUCUACUACGACUGGCUGCCGCCGCCCGCCUACUCCGCCGCCUCCGCCGCCGCCGCCACGCCCAUGAAGGAGAUGGAAGGAACAAUGAAUAAGAACGCGAUCACUGAGAAACGCCAUAUUACAGUAGUUCGUCCGCUGCGUGUAAUUAAACCGCAGUUGGCGGACGACCCAAUGAAGACAUUCCGCAUUACAUUACAAGAAUCUCAGAACCAUAAAGACAAGACGUAUUGUGAGGACGACAAUUACUGUGAAGGUGAUAAUGAUUGUGAAUGGGAUGUUUAUUGUGAAGAUGAUUGUAGUGAAAACUAUGGUUAUUCUGAAAGUGACGAUAACCCUGAGGGUGAUGAUUCUGAAGGCGAAGAUAAUCAUGAAGGCGGGCCCAGCGCCCGCCGCUCGCGACAGGCAAGGGCACCG
Molecule: messenger RNA, 1054 nt
Organism: Gryllus bimaculatus (two-spotted cricket)
Lineage: Eukaryota; Metazoa; Arthropoda; Insecta; Orthoptera; Gryllidae
Source: the annotation of a GenBank genome assembly